Messenger RNA from Rosa rugosa (rugosa rose), 1140 nucleotides. RefSeq names its product F-box/kelch-repeat protein At3g06240-like. Gene Ontology annotation, molecular function: protein binding. The transcript has a single exon. Bases 34 to 1140 code for a protein of 368 amino acids. The record is from RefSeq and is a predicted model, not a curated record. NCBI's taxonomy places the organism in Eukaryota, Viridiplantae, Streptophyta, Magnoliopsida, Rosales, Rosaceae.
UAUGGUCUACUACCUUACUAAUUAUCUCUGAUCAUGAGUAAUUUCAAUUACAUCCCUGAAGAAAUUGUGACCGAUAUCCUACAGAGACUAUCCUCAAAAUCCCUUAUUCGGUUUAGGUGUGUAUGCAAGUCAUGGCGAGAUUUGAUUGGGAGCUCAAAUUUUGCUCGGUCACAUCUUAAUAGGAAUGUAGCAAGACGCUCCAAUAGAUAUCUGUAUGCUUACCACCAGUCCUCAAUAGAUGAACCAGAACAUUGUCAGUACUCACUUUUCUCUACUGAAACAUUUGAGCCGUGCUUGAAUUUAAGACAUCCCUUAUGGACUAGAGAAAAAUUGAGAAUAUAUGGUUCAAGCAAUGGCCUUGUGUGUAUCUCUGAUGAAAAACUUCAUCCAAAUAGUCGUAUAUGCAUAUGGAACCCAUCUAUUUGGAAGUCUAGGACUCUUCCGAAUAUUGAGACGCAUUUGUCUGAUAUAAGUACUACCCAUCUCUCAUUUGGAUUCCAUCCAGAGCUUAAUGAUUACAUAGUUGUGAGGAUUGUCCAUCCUUAUAUGGGGAGUCCUGGAGUUGAGGUUUAUACCCUUAGCACAAACUCUUGGAAGAGCAUUCGGGUAACCCCUCCUUGGUUAAACUUCAAUCGCAUUUACUCCACAGCUGCAUUUUUAAAGGGAACAGCAUAUUGGACUGCUAAGACAGGUUCAGAAUAUAAGAUUGUAGCAUUUGAUGCGGGAAGUGAAGAAUUUCAAGAACUGAUGGUGCCAAAGAAAAAUUCCUUCACGGCGCUGCUAGUGUGCGAGGAAUCACUUUGCGUCUUUCAAUACGAGUGGGAAAGGCUGGAAUGGUCAGGAGAAUGGACCAUUGACUCAUGGAUAAUGAAGGAGCAGUCUUUGAACAAGGUGGAUUCUAGUUCACUCGGGAAAAGCGGAUGCAAUUUUCCACUCAGCUCUAGCAUAGAUAAUGAACUACUCAUUGCAUAUAUGGAUAUAGAUAUUAGAGAUGAACAUCGAGUGGUGGUUACCGAAAUGGCUUUAUAUAACAUUGAAUCCAAGCAAUUAAACAGAACUGGAAUUAGGUUGAAGCGGCUACGUGACAGGGGAUUUGAUGGCGGUGCUUACAUUGAAAGUCUGGUUUUGCUCAGUGAUUAA